This is a messenger RNA of Electrophorus electricus (electric eel), 1938 nucleotides long. RefSeq names its product CDK2 associated cullin domain 1 (gene cacul1). The record is from RefSeq and is a predicted model, not a curated record. Gene Ontology annotation, molecular function: protein kinase binding; ubiquitin protein ligase binding. Gene Ontology annotation, biological process: positive regulation of protein kinase activity; G1/S transition of mitotic cell cycle; ubiquitin-dependent protein catabolic process. Lineage: Eukaryota; Metazoa; Chordata; Actinopteri; Gymnotiformes; Gymnotidae.
UUCACGGCAACAAUAUGGACGUACAAUUUUGAAAACAUGUCUUAAUUUAGGUGCAGUUGAAGUCAAAAUUAAAUUUGAAUACGCAUUGUGCCUAGUCAAGGAAAUGGAGGAAGCUGGGUGUUUAGAAGUAAACGAUGACCACAAUCACAACUGUCGUGAAACCCAAGGGAAUGCCUAUUACUCAAAUUGUAGGUCGCAUAUGGCUGGAGAGACCCAUUGUUGCCCACCUGUUUUCGGUGUAGGCCUACGUGUUUCUGCAGAGGAGGUCUUUGAUAAAUACUCAAUGACAGAGCCCAUGUACGAAUCAGAUUCAAGCAGCGAGGCCAGCGAGUGUGACAGUUACGGUGUAUCCACGUCUAAUGCCGGAAGACUGAGUUUUAACUCGCCCUCAAACUUUCUAAUGAAUGUAAUAACAGUAGAGGACUACAAGAAAGCCCACUGGCCUAAACUUGAGAGAGCCAUUGAACAUUUGCUGACACAAAGUCCAAUGGACCACAUCUCCAUCUCCUAUGAGCAGAUAUAUAGUCAUGUUUAUAAGUGUGUGUGCCAGCAACACUCAGAACUUCUCUACAAUGACCUGAUGCAGAAGAUCACAUCUCACUUACAGCAAGUCUCCUUAAAACUACAAAAGUAUGUUCUGUUCUCUUGGAUCCAGGUGACACAUGGCACCAGUAAUUGGGAAAGUCCUCCUGAAAGUCUCAUUGAAAACUUCAACCAUGCUCUCAUACAAUAUACAUUUGCACAUCAGUGCAUUGUGUCAGUAUUUAUCUAUAUGAACAAGUUCUAUAUUGAAACUAAGCUGAAUAGAGAUUUGAAGGAUGACCUGAUGAAGCUUUUCUCUGAUUAUGUUGCAGAGAAACAUGUCGACACCUUAAUACCUCUUCUUAAAAAUGCACAUGCCAUGCCAUUUCAAGUGAAACCAUCAACUAUGGAAAGUGUGGUGAAAGGUCUUUAUGCUCUGCGACCAGACUGGGCUCCAUUAGCUCCUGCCCUGUUUUCUAGAUUCAUUCCCCAAAUUCAUCCUCCUGCUUUGGAGUCUCAACUCCUCCAUUAUGCAGCUCAAGACCAGAAACUGCAAAUGGAGCUUUCUCUAAAUGGUUUCUCCAGAAGAAAAUUCUACCACACAACAGCCAGUUAAAGGCCCAUUCUUGUUACUUGUUCCUCUGAUAUAGGACAUUUAAGGGGUGACCAGUCACGUAAGAGAUCAAGUGAAGAAUCUUGACAAAAAGAAGAUAGUUCAGCUACUUUAAUUCAGUUUUCAAUAUUGAGAUCCUAAAGACUACUAAAACCAUAGAAAUAGACUACAGCCAUUUGAUUUUUUAUAUUCUUUUGAGCAUUUUUUCUUUGUGAUUAGCAUUUUAUUCCAAAUUCCAUAUUCACCAAGAUUCCUGUCUUUCAUUCUUUAUAGUGUACUACUCAGCUGGGCAUUUGCAUGCUAUUAUGACAGUUAAGUGACUUGUUGACAUGGCUACCUUAAGAGGUUUGAUAAUGCCAAGUACUUAAUAUUUGUUCAGAUACCUCAUAGGUGGUCUGUACAAGCAGCUCAUUUGAUAGUUUGACAAUGCUGUGAUUGUGUAGGUGCAUAACCUACUAGAGUAGGCUAAAUAAGAUGAAGGUCUGUUGAAGGUCGUGAUUAACUGAUGUAUUGAAAGAGAAACAUCUUCACAUAAUAACAAUUAAUUGAAUGGAAAUAACAAUAGUGGAAUUAAAUCAAACUGUUUUGACCACUUUCAAAUUUUUUUACAGUUGUUUUUCUUCAGUAUUUGUUUCCCUAGUUUGUUUGCAGUUUCCCUAGAAAGUUUAUUAAAAGGUUUUCCACAUAUGUAACUGUGAGAGGCUAGGAUAAAUGAAAGCUAGGAAACACGAUCAACUAAUAACAAACAAGGGCUUUGAUACACGAACAGUGGUUAGACCUACAUACAGGUUUUAAGUCACAUA